Messenger RNA from Polistes canadensis, 1900 nucleotides. RefSeq lists its product as uncharacterized. Lineage: Eukaryota; Metazoa; Arthropoda; Insecta; Hymenoptera; Vespidae. The coding region runs from base 151 to 552 and encodes 133 amino acids. The record is from RefSeq and is a predicted model, not a curated record. The transcript has 3 exons.
AAUAGAUCGAAACAAAAAUGAGAGGUUAAAUCGAUACUACAAAAAUAAUAUUUAAAAAAGUAAAGAAGUAAUUAUAGGAAGUUGUGUAAGGAUUCCUCGGUGUUGGUUUUUAUUUUUUCAUUUUACGACAAUUUUUUGUUGGGAAAAAAAAUGUUUUGGUCCGAACCCGACGAGGAGGAGGAGGCGCUUCUUUGCAGCCCGGCUUUAAUGGCCAGGAGGGCGUCCGAGUCCUGGAUUGUUGCGCCCCCUGUCGAGGCGAUGCCAGUUGCAGCGAUGACCCUUCAACGAAAGAAGUCACUGCCGGAUGUGGCACAAGGUAUUCAAUUAACAGCGACAGCACCAUUGUCGAGGGAAGAAGUUAGUGUUCUAAGUAGUAUGAGGAGAGAAGAAAUCCGUAGGCAGAUCGAUGAGAGAGAAAGGCUCAGGGCCAAUCCUUUUCUCUACCUGGUCAGUCCUCAGGUCAAAGACUGGUUCUCCCGGCAACAGCUGGUGAUGCUGGUGCUUUUUAUCAACAUAUCCCUAGCCCUGAUGUUCUUCAAGUUGUUGACGUAGCAGCCAGCCAAUGAUCGGGUUCACGGACUCGUGGUGGACGUGACCUGAGACCAAAGGGUAUUUUGACGCCCUGGGUCGUCAUCAAACGUGGCAUAAAUUUUCAAGAGAAAGGAAAAUAUCAAGAAAGUAUGGUAAUAUAUUUACGAUGCCACACAACCGACCGUUGAAAACGGUUUUUUUCGAGCGACCAAAAGAAGACGAGAAUGAAAUAAAUAAAGAAAAAGAAGACUAAGAAAUGGAAAAUGAAACGAGGAAGAAUAAUAAUCUCACAUUCGUAUCCUUUUGAGGAGGAACGAUUUUAUGAGAUAGUUUUUAUCAUGGAAUUUUUAAAUUUCUACGGAAAUAAGAACGAAGAAAACCAAAUAAAGAUGUUAAUACAAACGAAACGAUAAACUAUAUUAAAAGGAUAAUUUUUCGAUUAAUGAAAGAUUGUCUAAUCUAGUCGAUAGAAAUAAACAAACAAUACAAGCAUAAAUACAAAGAUACCGAAAUGAGAAUAAUACGAGAAAGAGGAACAAUUUCCGGGCUUAUUAUUAUUUUUACACCCGGUAGGAUUUACGAAAAUACGAGGUCCAGAUUUCAAACGAGAAAAUAAUAACAAUUAAAACAGAUGGAUUAAUAGAGAAAAAAAUAAGAAAGAAAGAAAGAGAGAGAGAGAGAGAGAGAGAGAGAGAGAAAAGUAUAUUAUAAUUUAUCAGGCGCGUGGAAAUUUAAAAAGGAAAGAAAGUAAAGAAAAAGAAAAGAAAGAUCGAUUUGAUUGGUCGCGUUAACGCGACCCCCGCCGCCUUUAUCAUACCUAUUUUUACACCGAUAUUUUAAUAAGACUACUACUACGAUUACUUACUAUUACUACAACUGCUACUUCUAAUUGUAAGAGUAGGGUCAAGUCUUGUUUAUAAAAAAAAGUAAUAAUAGUUAAGCCGAAUAAUCGCGGCCGAACCAUUAUGCGCACACGAAUUCCUCCUUCGUUUAAAAUUAAUUAUUAUACAUACCUAAAAUACAUGUCGUUUUAUUUUUUCUUCCCCCACCCCCCACCUUCCCUUCUCCACCACCUACCGUUUUAUUCAAACGCGAUGCCGAUCGUCUUUUAAUUAUUAAAACGCGAGAUAUUGGCUAGAAUGAUGAUAAUAAACUUGUAUGUAUAUAUGUAUGUAUGUAAGUAUGUAUGUUAUGUAUGUGUAUGUACUAUGUAUGUACGCGUAAAUACGCGUAUAUUCAUUUUGAAAGAUACGAUUUCAAAUCGAUUCGAAAAAAAAAAUAGAAUUCAUUUUAACCGAUGAACGAGACUUGGACGUUCCUAUAUGGUUAAGAAUAAUUUUGAAGAAUUAAAAAAAAAAAAUUAAAAAGA